CCGUGUUUCAGGUGAACGAUGUCGAGCCCGCUGCGCUCCAUCGAUGCCGUCUACCCGGAGCCCCUGUCACGGAUGCACCGGCUCGAGACACACCCAAACGCCUAUCGCAGAGCGGUCAAAAAGAAAAUGAACCGCACGGGCCGCUUCCGUACACAGCCAGUUACCUUCGAUGAAAUUAAGGAGGUGGACGAGGAGACCGUUGACGAGGAGUCGGCCGUGUCAAAGGCCAACCGGACCGCCGGCGCCACGGCCCAGUCGGAGCAGGACCUCAGCCGGCCGCUGGGCGCCGCCGCCGCCAGCGCUCCGAUGGCUGUGCCGGCGGGGCCGCGCAGUCGCGCCCCUGUCGAGAGCGAUUCGCCGCCUGACGGAGACGCCGAGGACACCUUCCCCGGCUACUCGCUGUCACCGCGUCACGGCCGGCCCCGCGGCCGACCCCGCAAGUCGAUAUGACGCGUCGGCCGCAUGCUCCCGCCUGUGAUAGACGCUGCCGUCACCGUCGGUCUCGACGGUCCCGUGCCGCCGCCGACGUGGGCGACCCACUUCGCGACGGGCCCAAGGAAAACACGGUACCUCCGACCGCGCAGCCGCCGCCGCCGCCGACGCUCGGGGCUGUAUUUUUAGUCGUGCAAUGUGGCCGAGAGGUGGUGAGCGGAGGACGAGGGGAGGGCUGCCCGGAGGUGGCCGAGCUAGUUCACAGCGCGGCCGCUAGGUGGCGGGGCAGGUCAUGGUCGCCAGGUGGCGCUCAGGUCACCGAGGUGAAAUGGAUUUCGGCGGAAGGGACGUCGUGUGGAAACCUGUGACGGCUGCCGACGCCGGUGCAGCACUAACACUAGCGCGGCCGGCGAACAAGUGCGUCGAAGUGCCUGUUUUAUCGUAGUGUCGGUGGUUAACAGAAUCUAAAGGCGCUGAGCUGUCCCCUGUGGUGCUGUGCGAGGGUUUGCGGAGACGCGUGACCAUUUCUCUGUGAAGUCAGGUGAAUGUACUACCGCAUGUGCUGUCCUAAAUGCAGGUGUCGCUUUAGUUUUGUCGCUGGCACUCAUGGCAUUGCGAAGUUUCUCUUGGUCUUCGUAAGCGCAGUGAGCUUGUUUUUGUCCAAAAACGAAACGCAAAAGAGUGAACCCAUGUUUGGCGUCACCAGCAGCCACAGCAGCCAGUGGACAUUUCACUUUUCAGCCUGACGUAACUAUAGGUUAAUAUCUAUCUGUCCCAAUGGGAUAUUUAUCGAACAGACAACAGAACAUCCACUUCCACGAGGCGUGAACUUUGGAUGACGAUGAAUCGGUGUGAAACCGCUGACCAAAUGUCGGGUCGGGGCUCUGUGCGCUCUCUGUGAGGUGGCACUGAUAGAGGGCCUUGAAAGGUGGAACCGUUCUGGGAGUCGAUGUUGCGCCCCAAAUCUCUGCUGAACCGGAGGUGACUAACUAGCUCGGCCGUCUACCGCUCGGCCGUCUACCGAGCUACCGACAGUCCCAGUCAGUCCGUGGUCCAUCCGUCUGAGAUCAAAUUACCAACAGAUAGAAUAACCGAGAAAGGGACCUUGACUCGACAGCGGAACCCGAGGGCGAAAUCCGCUCCCGGGAGGUGUGCCAACUUGUCUUGUGCGCGAGCAUGUUGUGUGUAAGAGCGAGUAGCGUGCACUUUGACGUCGUGUGCGGGUCGCUGUGAAAAGCGGCGACCAGGGGCGGCUGGUGAGUGAGCUGGUGAGCUGUACCCGUGCAGCAUCUGGUUGGUCGGUCGGUCUGAAAUGUGCAAUGUGAGGCGUGGCGAAUAAAUGCUUGUGAAGUGGUUUAA
Amphibalanus amphitrite is the source of this 1791-nucleotide messenger RNA. RefSeq lists its product as uncharacterized. NCBI's taxonomy places the organism in Eukaryota, Metazoa, Arthropoda, Thecostraca, Balanomorpha, Balanidae. The coding region runs from base 19 to 450 and encodes 143 amino acids. The transcript is spliced from 2 exons. The record is from RefSeq and is a predicted model, not a curated record.